CAGCAGCUACCAUCUUCCCAACUGCUAAGCUUCCAAGUUCCAACCCCAUUAAAGAAUCCAAACUCUUGCCAGAAAGGCCGGACAUACUUUUAUCAUAAACAAAAGAAAUCCAAGAAUUCGUGUAAUUUGAUGGAUCCCAAUUCCUCUCCUUCAAAAGCUAUUCCAAUCGUAUCCACUUUCGCUUCUCCCUUUGAGAGCUCACCGGAUGCAAAUGAUUCGAGCAGAAAGCACCUGAGUUUGUGGCCUGGGAUGUACCAUUCUCCGGUAACCAAUGCUCUCUGGGAAACAAGGUCUAAGAUUUUUGAAAGGCUUCUUGAUCCGCCGCUGGAUGCGCCCCCUCAGAGUGAAUUGCUCACCAAGACUCCGUCCCAGAGCAGGACUACCAUUCUUUAUAACUUCUCGACUGAUUAUAUUUUGAGAGAGCAGUAUAGGGAUCCUUGGAAUGAGGUUAGAAUUGGGAAAUUGCUUGAGGAUCUUGAUGCCCUUGCUGGAACCAUUUCAGUCAAACAUUGUUCAGAUGAGGAUAGCACGACCAGACCCCUGUAUCUGGUGACUGCUUCUGUUGAUAAGAUGGUGCUUAAGAAGCCAAUUAGUGUCGAUAUUGAUCUGAAAAUGGUUGGUGCUGUUAUCUGGGUUGGCCGUUCUUCUAUCGAAAUUCAACUAGAUGUUAUUCAGCCAAGCAAUGGGAGCACUGAUCCUUCUGAACCGGCACUGACAGCGAAUUUCAUUUUUGUUGCACGGGACUACAAGACGAAGAAAGCCGCUCCUGUGAAUCGCUUGUCUCCCGAGACGGAAGAAGAAAAACAUCUCUACGAAGCAGCAGAGGCAAGAAAUAAACUGAGGAAAAGCAAGAGAGGAGGUGACAAGAGGGAGAUUGAGAAUGGGGGAGUUAACAGACUUGAAGAACUAUUAGCCGAAGGUCGAAUUUUCUGUGACAUGCCAGCAUUGGCAGACAGGAACAGCAUUCUUCUGAGAGAUACAAGACUCGAGAAUUCUUUGAUUUGCCAGCCUCAGCAAAGAAACAUUCAUGGUCGGAUCUUUGGAGGAUUUUUGAUGCACAGGGCAUUUGAAUUAGCAUUCUCAACAGCCUAUGCUUUUGCUGGCAUGAUGCCAUCCUUUAUGGAAGUUGACCAUGUUGAUUUCCUAAGACCUGUAGAUGUUGGAGACUUCUUGCGUUUCAAAUCAUGUGUUUUGUACACUGAAUACGAGCACACAGAUCAGCCACUGAUUAAUAUUGAAGUUGUUGCUCAUGUCACAAGGCCAGAACUGAGAUCUAGUGAGGUUUCCAAUAAGUUCUACUUUACAUUCACCGUCCGCCCAGAGGCUAAGGCUCAAAAUAAUCAAUUUAUGAUUCGGAAGGUGGUUCCAGCCACAGAAGAAGAAGCACGGACCAUCAUUGAACGCAUGGAUGCAGAUUUGUUGCAGACAAACAAGUAACAUCUAUUUCAAAUCAGGAAAGUUGGAUUACCAAUUCAACUUGUUAGAUCAUACAAUAUAUUUAUAAGCCAGAGAAAGGAUGCCGGUAAAUACCUCUGGACAUCAAAGAGGAUAUAAAUUUGCGUUUACUGUACUCUGCAACCUGAUUCUCUGUCAAUUCUGCCAUUUUUUAAAUUCUGAGGAAUGAGCAGUGACAUUCUAACUAUUCUCUAGGCAUAAGAUAUGUGAAGCAAAUACUUUCAAGCCUUCUAUAGUUCUAUUUCCAAAUCGCUUUUAUA
Molecule: messenger RNA, 1715 nt
Organism: Ipomoea triloba (trilobed morning glory)
Lineage: Eukaryota; Viridiplantae; Streptophyta; Magnoliopsida; Solanales; Convolvulaceae
Product: acyl-coenzyme A thioesterase 9, mitochondrial
Exons: 5
Coding region: 130-1437 (435 amino acids)
Biological process (GO): acyl-CoA metabolic process
Molecular function (GO): fatty acyl-CoA hydrolase activity
Source: RefSeq, a predicted model, not a curated record